AUGGACAACAGGUUCCGGAAUCUGGGUUUCACUGCUGAUUAUCCAUCAAAUGCAUUCAAGAUUUUGGGCAGUUCGGUGCCUGCUGGAGGAGUUGGAGGAGCUGGCACUAAAUUCAGUGCUGAUACUGUCUUGCGCCUCGAUUCCAUAGGAUCUUCAAUCCCCUAUGGGUCUCCCUUGAAGGGAAUUAAGCGGAAGUGGAAUUUGAUUGAUGGAUCAAUGGGCCAAAAUAUUGGUUCUUCACUAUCUCUUGGGCUUCGCCGCUCCUCAAGUUCUUCAGACAGUAAGGGGAGUUCAGCAACUGCUUGCACAACAAUGUCUUCAGCCAAAGAAACUGAUGAAGAGUCCUCAAUGGAUCUUGAAUUGGACUUCUCUCUCCAUCUUGGCAAUGAGAAGAUGUUGAGCCCAAAGAAGCCUGCUGGUUCAAAUCUCAAAAGAAUGGAAUUUCAGCCCAAGGUUGACUUGGAGUUGAGUCUCAUCACCGGUCCUUCUGAAUCUGAUAUUACUAGCAUCCAUCCACACUCUAGUUCACUUGAAUUUGGCAUGGACAUGCCGUUGGCAAUGGGUGGAGCAUCAAAUGUGGAUGAAGGAUCGACAUCAUGUAGCUGGAAAUCAGAGAUCACAUUGCUUCCAUUGCAGAUUUCCCAGAACAAAGAGGCUAGCUUCUUCUUCAACCAGAUUCCAAGAACUAGGGAUCCUACUAGUUUUCCAGACCACUCAUCUAGUGUGAUAACGCCAAAAAGUUCAGUCACCUGUACUUCUGGGAUAACACAGCAGCAACAACCAUAUCAACGCAGCAUUAGCUCGAAGUUAUGUCAGGUUGAGGGAUGUGGAAAGGGUGCCAGAGGUGCUUCUGGCCGUUGUAUUUCACAUGGUGGAGGUCGAAGGUGUCAGAGAGCAGGCUGCCACAAGGGAGCUGAGGGCCGAACAGUGUACUGCAAGGCCCAUGGGGGUGGUCGCCGCUGUGAAUUCCUUGGUUGCACAAAGAGUGCAGAAGGUCGUACAGAUUUUUGUAUUGCUCAUGGUGGUGGCCGGAGAUGCAGUCGUGAGGGUUGCUCUCGAGCUGCUAGAGGGAAAUCUGGUUUGUGCAUCCGACAUGGUGGUGGUAAGAGAUGCCAGAAAGAAAACUGCACAAAGAGUGCAGAAGGCCUCUCUGGUCUUUGCAUUUCGCAUGGAGGUGGUCGUCGAUGCCAAUUCUUAGGAUGCACAAAAGGGGCGCAAGGUAGCACUAUGUUCUGUAAGGCACAUGGUGGGGGAAAACGCUGCACAACUCCAGGAUGCACCAAGGGCGCUGAAGGGAGCACACCGUUUUGUAAAGGCCAUGGAGGAGGAAAAAGGUGUGCCUUCCAAGGUGGUGGGGUUUGUUCUAAGAGUGUACAUGGAGGGACCAACUUCUGUGUCGCUCAUGGGGGUGGAAAGAGGUGUGCUGUAACUGAGUGCACAAAGAGCGCUAGAGGACGGACAGAUUUUUGUGUCCGUCAUGGUGGUGGAAAAAGGUGCAAGUUUGAAGGAUGUGGCAAAAGUGCACAAGGCAGCACUGAUUUCUGUAAGGCCCAUGGUGGAGGGAAGAGAUGCUCUUGGGGUCAUCCUGGGUCAGAAUAUGGUAACCAACCUACUGCUCCUUGCAACUCAUUUGCAAGGGGUAAGACAGGUCUCUGUGCACUUCACAGUGGCUUGGUGCAAGACAAGAGGGUUCAUGGUGGUGUCACCUUGGGACCUAUGGUCCUUGACCCCAAGAUUAGCCUGUCCGAGAAGAUGAAAGAAGUUGCCACUGCUGAGGACAUGACUGUUGAUAUUGUGAAGAUGGGUACUAGUGCAGGGGUUUCAACAGGUGGAACCACUUCUGAUUUGAAACAUUUUGGAGUGUCAAAUGCUCAUCUCUCCGUCAGUGAAGCAGGUCUCUCGUCAAUGCCAGCUUUUAUAUCAGAAGGCAGGGUGCAUGGUGGCAGUUUGAUGGCAAUGCUUGCUGGUGGUUCUGGUGUUGGCUCAAGCAGCAACCAAGUUGUAGCUGGAGAUCCAUCCGAGCCAAGAAAAUCACUUAUGGUGCCUCAGAACUGGAUGUAA
Molecule: messenger RNA, 2061 nt
Organism: Dovyalis caffra
Lineage: Eukaryota; Viridiplantae; Streptophyta; Magnoliopsida; Malpighiales; Salicaceae
Source: the annotation of a GenBank genome assembly